AUGGCGCAUAAAGGGGGUUUCGAGACACUAAACAGAACUCUAAAAGAUAUCAGAGGGAACGAUGACAUGAUGGGUGGAGUCACCGUGUUGUUAGCUGGAGACUUCCGUCAGACUCUGCCGAUAGUGCCGAGGGAAAUUCGAGCUGAUGAAAUUAAGGCUUGCAUUAAGGCCUCAAAUCUUUGGCCUUUAGUCAAAAAACUCUACCUUAAGAAAAACAUGCCCUUCAAGGGCGAUGUUUGCGCUGGACAAUUCUCCGAUGUCCUCCUUAAAAUAGGAAACGGAGAAUAUCCGGUAACUGAGGGCAAAAUUACAAUUCCACCAGCCGAAUAA
Parnassius mnemosyne (clouded apollo) is the source of this 330-nucleotide messenger RNA. The record is from the annotation of a GenBank genome assembly. NCBI's taxonomy places the organism in Eukaryota, Metazoa, Arthropoda, Insecta, Lepidoptera, Papilionidae.